This is a messenger RNA of Onychostoma macrolepis, 2805 nucleotides long. It is a transcript of the gene tedc1, whose product is annotated as tubulin epsilon and delta complex 1. The transcript has 8 exons. Bases 91 to 1455 code for a protein of 454 amino acids. Lineage: Eukaryota; Metazoa; Chordata; Actinopteri; Cypriniformes; Cyprinidae. The record is from RefSeq and is a predicted model, not a curated record.
UCAAAACGGCGCAAAUGACACUCUCAACUAGGAAGUGUCUGUUCUCUGUUGCCUAACGACCAUUGACAGUGUAAACAUAGUACAUGUAAAAUGUCGCGCGAAAAGAGUGUUAAAGUGAAAGAAGUUAUUACUUCUCUCUGUAAGUUACUAUCUGCGUUAAGCGUCGAGUCGAUACCAACAGCUGAGGCAUUCAGGAGAGCAAAAUUCAACAGAAAAGAUGCGGCAGUGGACAUGUGGAGUUUGUUAAGUAGGCUUCUGCAGAGAGCUGUUGCUCUGGAUUGUGCGUGCGGCAACUCUAAAGACCAAGACUUUGAUGUGCAGCUGCUGUUUGUGAGGAGUGCUCUGUGUCACUGUGGCUAUGGGGCCACUUGGGUAGUGGGCCCCCGGCCCCCCAGUCACAUAGAAGAGGUGGGGAGCCGAGAUCUGCUCCUGGCAUUCAGCUGGGUGCUGUCAUCAGGGAAUCUACUGGACUUCCUGCUUGCUGAGAAGGUUCAUCAAUUAGAAACUCUCUCAUCUGCACCAACGUAUAAGAUCACCCAGGGUCUAACACCAGGACAGCUUGACGUAGCGGCGCAUGGAACAGGAGCGGAUACCACAGUGAAGAAGGACCAGGUACUACAGGAACUGCAGUGGCAAUAUGGGAAACUGAGGCUCCAGUGGAAGAGCUUACUCUCAGCCCAGGAAGAGAGGUCCAAAUUCACCCAUAGGGUUAUCUCCAAUAUCAGCCCCUCUGCUGUCUGUCAGCCUCAUGCCACUGGGUCCCAUCACAGCAACACGACGUCAACUGCUCUUGAUGAGGAGCUGGAGCGGAUACAAGCAUUGAAUGGAAUUCUGGAGGCGUAUCUGGAUUGGAAACUGCACGAACCUUUAUUCUGGUGCUGGAUGGACAGCGUGAUCGACAGCUCCCUCGCCGAUGCGUCUGAGGAGGAGCCCUUCGAUUGGCCACCAGGGGAGCGGGCUGUCACGGUGAGGUCUCCCCACGGCGACGAGACCAGGAGAGCAGUCAGACAACUUGACAAGAUGUUGCUAAGGCUGCAGACAGAACUGAGAGCCAGAAGAAUAGAGCAAUCCACUCUCACACUCACCUCACAGGGGGGACGUCAAGGGGCUUCUCGGGUCUCUGAAAGUCAGAGAAUGGAGGUGGAGAAGAAGGUUUCAGGCUAUUUAGAGGGUCUACGUCUUACUAACACCUCCGCAAUCACAUCAAGAGGCUUUUUGCCAUGUCUGCAGGAUCCACAGCCCACAAAGCCACCUCACAGGUUCCACAUCGGAGAACCUGGCCUGGCAGUGACAGCUGGGAAGCUCCAGGCAUCGACGGCUCUGGAUGAGCUGAGGGAGAGGGAGGCUGUACUGCAGUGGCAGCUGGAACAAUUGAGGGAAAAUAUGAGAGUGGAAAUACAGAGACAGGCCAGCACAAUGGAAGGGAUGGUUCUCAUCCCACCACUUAAGAGAUAAACACACUUUUUGUGUCACUGUAUGCACUGGGAUUCUGACAUAAAGCUGGACAUGCUGCAUUUUGAGUCCCUGAAUGAGGUGAACAUAUUAGUUUUUCACUUUUUCAGUUGAAUUAAAACUCUUAACGUCUGGACAUACUGAAUUAGAGAAUGUUUUGUUAUCAGUUUUUAUGUAUUUAAAAAGACUGCCGCAAUGUGAAUACAUGGGGGGGACAAAAAAAAAGAAGAAACUUCAAGGGCAUUUCAUCUAUACUUCAAUACUUGCACUGAAAAAUAUUAUUUUGACUAUUGAAAUGCAUCAAGCCACACUCUGAAAAACAACUCUAAUGACUCAGACUCAAGCAAAUAGCUGACCUCUGUACUUCCAUGUACUUUGCGGUUUGCUAGAGAAAAUGGAAGACAUUUGAAAUCAUUUUUUUUAAUGCAUGCCACUUCUAGAGAGCAGAACAGCCUGCAGUUUCCAAAGUAGGUCAUUCUUUCUGUUGCUUUCCGAAACCUGUGAAUGUUAGGAUCGAAGCUUGGGAAAAAAAUCAAACCCCAGUAAUGAUUAUCAGCUCCCUGCAGAGAUCUGAACCCAGUUUUACUGAACGAUUCGUAACAUGAGAGGAUUUCGCCUUUCAAGGCCAAGUCAGUGGCUACCAGCCAAUUGGUGUGGUCUCAAUUACAUUUGGAAAGCUGUAAACAAACUAGGUGUGCAAGAUAACAUGAGCUGUUGGGCAAACUAAAGAAGCUGGCACAGGCUGCUGUAUUAGCUGAUUAAGAAAGUCAUUUCCAACACCGAUUUUCAUUAGGAUUAUAAGCAGAAAUCCUAAUCUAGACGCUGUACAGAGCAUGACGAGUUCUAAAAGGAUUUUCUCUCCAUUACCUUCGGCCUUCUUAUCUAGGCCGGAAUUACUGUUUACAACUGAGGGAACGCAAACACACAGACUCGGCGGGUCCAUUUCCCUGAUGUUUGAUGUGUGCUCUAAAUGAACUAAGACUCAUGUAGCUGGAAUUCAAGGUUAUAAUUAUGCAAUUAUCAAGAGGGUCAUCCAGUGUCAAGCCAAGAACUGGUGUGGGUGGGUUCCCCGCUACCUGGAGCUCUCUGAUGAAUAUUUCAAUAAUUAGAUGCUGCAGAUGUGUGAAAUGGGUCUAAGUGACGCAUUUUCUCUUUGGCAUCAAUAUUAAUAGGUUGCAGUUUUCACACUUCAUGUGUAAGGUGGUGCUGCAUGGCAGAAUUGUCGCAGAAUUGUCUCUGCAAAUAGAGUUUCAAAGCUGAACCUGCUUUUUUUUUUUUUUGCAUGCUGAUCGCACAAUGAAAAUGUAGUUUCACCUAUUUAUCAACUCUGUAUUUUACAGUAUGGUCUUUUAA